UUCUCUUUCUCUCAACGAUCAGUCUCACGAGAUCUUACGAGAUUUGCAUCUGAGAAAGAUGGUUUCCGUUCUGUCCUGUCAGGACGAAGUGUCGGCUGUGAUUGUAGCAGUUGUUUCUCGUCUCGAUGAUCUCCUGGAAGAACGGCUAUGAACCAGAGUGGUGAACUAAAUACCCUACCAGACAAUUGUGUGUUGUUGAAGACUGCAAGAGACAGAGAGAAAGAGAGAAGUAGGAGGUUGUGGUCGAGAUGGGAUCGCAUACUUUGGACAUCCUUCGACAAGGAAUAUUGCCUUCGUUCACGGGAGGCUGGUACUAUGACGCCAACCAGAGUACAUUCUCCAACAUAUUCCACCUCUAUCUAUGGUUGUUUCUAUUGGCCUUUCCUCUAACCUUGUACCUGACCGUUGCCACAUCGAUCUUUGUAUGGAUGAUAUACUGCGGAGUAGUAGGGCUAGUGUUUGCCAUUAUAAAGAGUAUCAACUAUAAACUUCAUCACAUGUUCGACACUUCGGAAGGCUUUGAAGAGGCACUGGACAAGUUUGCUGAGAAGAAUACUUCACAGACCAAAGUUGAUUCUCGUCGUUCCAGUGCCAAGAGUAACCACAAGAAUGGCGAUAAUAGCAGUGAUUCUGAGGAAUAUAUCGAAAUGUCAGUGAUGAAUCGGUCUCAGAACUGUACAAUCACCCCACCAGUCCAUCACAGUUCAAGAAAUUCUGUCAUUUUAGAAACACAACCAGUUCACAAAGAGACAAAUACCAGCCACCAACUUGAUGUCGAGGAUUCAAAAAAUGAUGCAGUACUGCGGGUGGAGGCUGGAGGUGACGGCACCUCGUCACUGUUGCCGAUGUCUUCGUCUUCUUCGUCGGUGAUGAUGAUGAUGAUGAUGGACAGCAGCGGAGGUGUUGGUGGUGGUGACAGUGGGGGUGGAGCUGUACUGGAAACAGUUGAAGUCCACAACACCUCGCCGACUACUUCUAAACCUCCAUCUCCUACUGAUACCACCACUGCUACUACUGCUGCCAUUACUACUACUACUACUACUACCACCACUACCAGUACUACUACUACUACUGCUGCCGAUGAUGAUGAUGAUGAUGAUGAUGAUGAUGAUACUGAUGAUGCAGAUGACACAGCCACACCCAACGUUGCUCUGCCAGCAGUGCUAAAUGAUGAGCUGUCAGCCAACUUCCCCCAUCAAAUCACAACCAAAGUGUAUGUUGAACAGCAGCUGAGCAAAAGCAGCUCCUUGUCGAACACCACCACACCCCCGGAUGGUUCUCACCGUGUCGAUGCUGACAGUGAACUCUCUCCGGAGCCACGCAUGAAGAGGCGGAAAGCUGUUCGUAGAACAAAGAGCUCGCUGGAGAGCUGGUACGGUCAAGCUGUAGCAGGAGGCAACCACAGUGGGUCACAGUCACACCAUCAGCUACAGCGCUCGCUCGAUUGUGCCAUUGCUUCCCGUCAAAGGCCCAGGGUGCUGGCUCUCGACAGUAAGGACAGCAGCAACUCCCGAAUGUCUGCAAGUCAUUCUAGUAGUUUGGAACACGACAAACCAAAGCGGCUUUUGUGUCGUCAGGCCAAUGUUGAGAGUAUGGAUGUUGAUUCGGAUGAUACAAACACAGAUGACAGCACAUUUCACCACCGUAACACAUCGAGUUCCCGGUCACUGGAUCGUAAGAUUUGGAAAUGGAUCAACAAGAGAUCACCAGCAACCAGCACUGAAAAGAAAAACAUGUAUCUAGCAGAGAUCAAAGCCAGGCCAUCCCAAAGGACAUCCUUCCCCCCUGCCAUGGGUCAACACUAUCCAAUUUCAUUACACAUGCCACAGUCAGCGAGCUGCAAGGGACCACUAGACAGGAAUGUUGGGGAUAUUUUCAACGGCCUUAAAGACAUCCGGCAUAAUAAACGAACUUUCUCUGGCGCUGUCAGUUAUGGCCAGCGCCUGGGGUCAGGCCGUACUAUUGCUGAGACCACACAAAUCAUAAAUGGUACAGUUGCAACGACAACAGUUGCAACGACAAUUGCAACCACAGCAGUGACAUCUGGUGUCCCACCAUCUUCAAAGAGCAGAGAUUCUGGUGUCUUCCGUUUCAUGCGUCUCUUGCAGGGAUCCGAUGAAAAGAAAGUGGAAACUAGCAAUUCCCAACAGAGUAGUGUAGUUGGCCUUGACUGGUUGUUUAGUACAGACAGUGAGUCCGGGAGUUCAGGUGAGAGUCGCUCUCAACUCGAAGUGUCUGAGUCGACGAGCACAAUCACCAAUGAUGACACGAGCCCAGCCGCAACGGGUGGUGACGGCUUUGACGAUGACAUAAGCCCAGCUGGAGACCGCGAACAGCCCGGUCAGUAUCACUUGCUUAAGGAACACGACAACACAUCACCAAGCAGCCCCAGUCAAGACGAACUUGAUUUGAAGCACUGUGGCGCCAUUCCAAAGAAAUACUCCUUGAAGCAGUCUGCUGACCCACAACUAAAGUCACAGAACUUAUCCAGUAGUCCGUCAGAUGAAGGGCCGUUUGGAGCGUCUCCUGAUCCACCCGACCCAGAAACUCUUUGUCGAAACAUCAUUGAAAUUUUGGAUGAUAACAAUGAAUUCCCUGAGAAGAUGCGCAAACUGAAAGCUGUUGUCCAGCCAACCAAAAAAUCAUAUUACCGGAAUGAGGACCAAAGCAAAGAAAGCAGGUUAAAAGAGCCAACUUUGAUGAAAGACAAAGCAACAUCUCCGGCUGAACUUGGUGCUAUAGGUGGAACCACUCAGGAAGAUGGUGAUACUAGGUCGACGGAUUCUAAAUCUGUGACACCAACCGAGGCAUCGGCUCUCCUACCCCUGAAAGAUAUUCUAAACAAAGAAGAUUCACAGUCACGAAGGCGUCGCUAUCGUCGAGAAACCGGUCGUGUGAACAUGCGUCGUGUGCACACACGACGAUCCCCACCGCUGCGUGCUGCACUCUUCAACAUCAUUGCUGGAGGGCAUCUUGCUUCAUCACAUGAUGAUACCACUGAAGGGGCCAUGCACUAUUUUCAAGAUGAAGUGGGUAAUUGGUUUACCUACACAUUUGGAGAGAAUAGCUCUGGUGUGGCCCAAGGUGUUAUUGACAUGGAUCUGGUGAAGUCAAAUGAUAAAAGUUUCCAUGAAAGUACAUCAAGCAGCGGUUCUGGUUCACCGGUUGUCAUUGAACCAUCACCAAAGAGAGAAGAGCAGGCCAUUGUUUGCCGUGAACGGUCACUGGAUUUCCAUUCCAACCUGCGUCCAACACAAGCAUUUUACCCAUGGCAGAUGGAGUCACAGUGGGGUUUGGUGGAACCUUUUGGCAGUGGUCACCCAAAUGUUGAUGACAUCUCAGACAGUCCAUCAGUGACCGAGGUCUCUUCGGGUCAUCAGUCAAUUGACAAACCAAAGCAGUUUUAUAAGUUCUGGUUGUUUCCUAAUAAAUACAUCAAAAUACAUUUUGACCGAUUGGAAUUGUUGGCAUUACUGGACAGAAACUUGACCGUCGUGGAGAACCUGAUAGCCAUUCUGAUGGCAGUAGCAGUCAGUUCACUCGGUGCCCUCGUUCUUUCAUCACAUUUCUACAAAGAUUUCUACAUCUUCAUCUUUUGUUUCAUUCUGGCCAGUUGUCAAUAUUCUUUGCUCAAGAGUGUACAACCAGAUUCAGCAUCACCUAUGCAUGGCUACAAUCGUCUAAUAGUGUUCAGCCGUCCAUUUUACUUCUGUUUGUGUUGUGGCCUUCUCAAGUUCCUCGACUAUACAAUUCACCAUGCAUCUUCAACAUCAUUUAUCAUCUAUGGCUUCCCAUUUACUGCAACUGCAUCGCUAACAUUUGCCAAAAGUCUUAUGAAAGUUUUUAUCUUGCUGUUACCAGUUCUGUUCAUGGUUGGACUUCUUCCUCAAGUCAAGACAUUCUUCAUGUACAUAUUGGAACAGACAGACAUGCAUAUCUUCGGAGGAAAUGCCACUACCAGUCUUGGUGCAGCUGUCUAUUCAGUAACAAGAAGCUUAGUCGCUGUUGCUGCAUUAUAUUUCUUCUGCUACUAUGCCCUGAAGCAGAAGGAAAGUUCCCAACAUGUCCUGUUUUCUAUAUUCUGUGCCCUGUCUGUUGCUAUUUCAUACCAUCUCAGUCGGUCUGCCAGCCACCCUGGGGUUCUUGGUUCUCUUAUAAAAGAUAUGAUUUGUGGUAAAAAGUCCAGCCAAACUAAGGAACCAGGAGAGAAUGAACUAAUUGACCCCUUACCUGACAAACUCAAGAAAUGUGUCAGUGACCGACUGCAGUCUGAUCUACUUGUGUGCAUCUUAUUUGCGGUCAUCAUGUUUGCUGUCCACGUCAGCACUGUAUUUAACAGUCCUGUGUUACAGCCCUACCUCAGUGACGUCCUCUGCUACUUGGCUGCUUCUCUUGGUUUCAUCAUUCACUACAUAAUCCCGCAGAUGCGGAAAGAGAUGCCCUGGCUGUGCUGCUAUACCCCUAUCCUACCCAGCUAUGAAGGAAAACACAUGGAGUCAGAUGAUCCUGCACCAAUCAUGUGUUUCGAGAAGCUCUAUAUAUGGUUACGCUUUGUGGAACGGAACAUUGUCUACCCAGUUGUCUUUCUUUGUGCCUUAACACUGUCUGCACCUCUUUUAGUGAAGAAGUUUGGACUCUAUUUUGGUUCUGUGAUUGUGGUGGUGUGUGGCCUGAAACUGCUAAGAUUUGCUUUCUCCGACACACUCAAACAGCAUAUGAUCUUGGCAUUCACCGUUCUCUUCUUCAAAUAUGACUACAAGGCAGCCUCAGAGACAUUCCUUUUGGACUACUUCGUCAUAUCAAUCCUGUUUUGUAAGUUCUGUGAUCUGCUGCUGAAAGUGAAGUUCAUUAUAACCUACAUUGCCCCAUGGCAAAUCACCUGGGGUUCGGCAUUCCAUGCAUUCGCUCAGCCAUUCAGUGUACCACAUUCUGCCAUGCUGUUUGUCCAGGCAGCCAUAUCUGCCAUCUUCUCAACACCUCUCAAUCCAUUCCUUGGGAGUGCCAUAUUCAUCACAUCUUACAUACGACCUGUCAAGUUUUGGGAACGAGAUUACAACACCAAAAGAGUUGAUCAUAGCAAUACGUGUUUAGCAUCUCAACUGGAGCGCAAUCCAGGUGCAGAUGACAACAACUUGAAUUCCAUUUUCUACGAGCACUUGACCCGCUCACUGCAGCACAGCCUCUGUGGUGAUGUGAUGAUGGGUCGGUGGGGGAACUAUUGCCAAGGAGACUGUUUCAUCAUGGCAUCCGACUAUCUCAAUGCUUUGGUACACAUCAUUGAAACUGGCAAUGGACUGGUGACCUUUCAACUGAGAGGACUUGAAUUCCGAGGGACCUACUGCCAACAGAGAGAAGUGGAAGCUAUCACAGAAGAAGUCAACAACGAUGAAGGUUUCUGUUGCUGUGAACUCGGUCAUCUCCCUCACCUUUUGUCCCUCAAUGCAGCGUUUAACCAACGUUGGUUGGCCUGGGAGGUGAUGGUCACUAACUACAUCUUAGAAGGAUACAGUAUCAGUGACAACAGUGCGGCCACCAUGCUGCAGGUGUUUGACCUACGGAAACUACUAAUCAACUAUUACAUCAAGAGUAUCAUAUACUACACAGUACGUUCCCCUUGUCUCGACCAGUGGAGCCAGAAUGAAGAGCUACGCGUGGCCCUUGCGCCACUCCAGUGUAACGACUACGUUGACCUUGACCCCACCUUCAAUGCUCAUGUUGAUGAUGAUUAUGAUAGCCGGCUAUUAGGAAUCACAAGAAACAGUUUCUGUAAUGUCUACUUCAGUUGGAUACAGUUCUGUGCUGCACGCAGGGAGAAGUCUGUGGAAAGUGGUAAAGACUCCUUCCUUGUAUCGUUGUGUUAUGGACUCAGUUUGCUGGGACGUCGAGCCCUGUGUACAGCGUCACACAACGGGGCAUCAGUGGGAGUUGAUUAUUUCCUCUUCCGUCUUCACGCCCUCUUUAAAGGAGACUUCCGUGUGACAUCAUCACGUGAUGAAUGGGUUGUAAAGGAUGUGGAGCUUCUCCGUAGAGUUGUGGCCCCUGCACUGCGCAUGUCCCUUAAACUACAUCAAGAUCAUUUUGCCUCAUCCGAUGAAUAUGAUGAUCUGCAAGUUUUAUACAAUGCUAUCAGUAAUUAUGAAAAAAAUAUGGUCAUCUCUCAUGAAGCCGACCCAGCAUGGCGCAAUGCUGUCCUCUCCAACACAAACUCUUUGCUUGCUCUACGACAUGUCUUUGACGAAGAAUUAGAUGAAUACAAAAUUAUAAUGUUGAAUAAAAGAUAUCUGUCGUUCCGGAUUGUCAAAGUGAAUAGGGAAUGUGUGCGAGGGUUGUGGGCUGGACAACAACAAGAACUGAUUUUCCUCCGCAAUCGAAACCCUGAACGAGGCAGCAUACAGAAUGCGAAGCAGGCUCUUCGCAACAUGAUCAACUCCUCCUGUGACCAGCCCAUUGGAUACCCGAUCUAUGUGUCUCCACUCACUACAUCGUAUUCCUCAACACAUGAGCAGCUGGCCACCAUCAUAGGAGGAGAGUUCUUGCUUUCAAAUGUCAAAAGUUUCUUUAAAAACUUAUGGUUCAGAAUGCGUCGGCACUGUGGUGCCAGCUGCGCAGGAAGAAGUUCUGGUUUUCAAGAAGAAGCGACCUGCACCAGCGCCUGCACUCAUGCUGCUGCAGCUGUGCAACUUGGUUCAAUGCGUUCCAACUCCAACAGUGCACCACCGACCACUGGUGCACCCUCAGUAGGCGGUGGAGCGGCAACAACAGGUAGUGGUGCUGUGUCACCUAGCAACCAGUCUGACAUCACACUGCAGAACCUAACCAACAGUCACAACAGUAAGUUGAGCUCACCUGCUGCUGUUACCACGGCAACAACCACACCAACAUCAACAGCAACAACAACCCCUUCUAUAACAGCUCUCCUCGAUAGCAGGAGCAGCAGCAGUGGUAAUGGUGUACCUGCUACUGCACCCACUGCACCUACUGUUGUAACUAGCACUGCCCCUGGUUCAAACUCUGUCAACAACACCACCACUAAAGAACCAACCAUCUCACAACGGGUCAGAAUAAUGGAUCCCAGCCAAAUGUAUGACAAUAUGAACCUAGGCCGUCGUAUCGAUGUUCAGUGGCCCCGUGAUGAUUGGAAACAAAAUGGAGGCAAAAGUGGUUGGAAUGGCUGGACACCCACAAAGGGAUUAGAGGGCACUAUUGUACAUCGAUGGGUCCCGUGUCACCGUGACCCUGUCUGCAGGUCCCAUGUUGACUACACCAUCCUGUUAGUUCAGGUUGGCUCUGACAAAUAUGUACCAAUAGCCGAUGGUGGUGUGAUGCACUUGGGUGUCGAAGUUUGACCACGGUCCACUGCUGCUUCUGCGGUGUUUUCAGACUGCAACCUCAUCAACUGGCCAAACAUGGAUGCCACCGAUGGAUGUCAGCUUGACCUGACCUGACCUGAUCUGACCUCGGUUGACCUGGCCUCAGUUUGGCAAUAAAGCAUCAGAAGAAAUCUUAACCGAACACAAGAAGUUGACAAAAAAACAAUUUUGGGGUCCAGAGUUAUGGCAGUGAGAUUAUCUGGCAAACAAGGGUCACAUCUUUAUUAUAAUUAUUAUAAUAAUGGUAAUUAUUAUUAUUAUUGUAGACGAUGUGUUGAUGUUGACCUAAACUAUAGAAAGACAGUCUCGGCCCCUUUAUGAUCUCCCAGCUCAGUACCUCAUUGUUCAUUCCUGUUUGGCAGGCAAUACCAGUAAUACAUGGAGCUUCAAUCAACUGACCCUUCCACCUCUCUGUACAAAAUUUGGUUUUCUGCCAUGGACAAAAGCUACUAUUAUUAUUAUUAUUAUUAUGAUCAUUAUUAUUAUUAUUAUUAUCAUUAUUAUUAUUACUACUACUACUAAUAAUUGUUAUUUUUUGAUAUCUGUCAAUCACCAUGAUAUAGUGUUAAGUUUGUUCUGCAAACCAAGGUCUGUGAUAGGGUUUCAAUUCCCAGUUGGAUCCCUGUCAUGUUAUGGAACUAAUGACAUUGUGAAAGGCAUGACCAUCAUAACAUCUCAUUUUCUUCCCCCUAACCAUAGUAAUCUAAGGUGCCAUGCCAAUCUAUGAAAUUAUUAUUUUUAUUAUUAUUAAAAAAACAUGAAGUUAAAACUGUACCAUUCCUUGUUUGGUUGGCAAACAGAGUUAGACCGGACACGAAAGAAAUGUUUAAAAUGGGAGACUGUGUUUGUCCUCCUGUCUCUCUCCCACCACAACAAGAGGCCAUUCGACACCUUCUCUCCACCUCAUUGGACAUAACACACACACACACACAUACACACAGGGCUGACGGUAUUGUCUGGUGGUGAAAGAUCUCAGUUAUAAUCACAAAUAACAACUUUGACCAUAAUGAUGGUGAUGGUGGUGGUGGUGACUUGGAAUUACAAAGAAGUGAUGAUGAUGAUGAUGGUGAUGGUGCUGUUGAUGAUGGUAGUGAUGCUGAUGAUGAUGAUGAUGAAAUAUUAGAGACAACAAUAAAGAAAAUGGUUUAUUAAAUUUGUACAGACUUGUGAGUGUGUGUAUUGGUGAUGUAUAUAGAUUAAAACUAGAAAAAUGUGUGUAUGUGUGUAUAUAUUACUUACACAAAGGCUUGAAAAAUGAGUGUUUAUAUGUAUAUAUAUAUGUGUGUGUGUGUGUAAUUAAUGUGUGUGUAUAUAUAUAUAUAUGUAUAUUUGUGUAAUGUGUGUGUGUGUUUGUAUGUACAUACACACACACCUAAACAUUAAACCAGGAAAGAUGAGGGUUGCACAUGGAAUAAAGCUAUCUCUGAGUCAUUUGCUGUUCCUCCUCCUCCUCCUCCUCCAACCAUCACCACCACCACCAUCAUCAUCAUCAUCAUCAUCAUCAUUCUCAUCGCCCACAUCCUGACUUUCCCUUGUGAAGUCCUUCCUGGGGAUCAAACCUCUCUCUCUACAGUUUUAUUCACUUGGAUGAACAAAUAUUAAAAUUGUUUUACUCUCUC
Messenger RNA from Octopus bimaculoides (California two-spot octopus), 8989 nucleotides. RefSeq names its product pecanex-like protein 1. The record is from RefSeq and is a predicted model, not a curated record. Gene Ontology annotation, cellular component: endoplasmic reticulum; membrane. Gene Ontology annotation, biological process: endoplasmic reticulum organization. NCBI's taxonomy places the organism in Eukaryota, Metazoa, Mollusca, Cephalopoda, Octopoda, Octopodidae.